AUUAAAACAUUUAUUUACUCUACACCAUGGUUCUAACAAGAAAUGUGAGGAAAGCUUUGGAUUCUCCUCCUCCUCUUGAGUGCCUACCGGAAAAAAAACUUAAAAUAAAGAAACAGAGAAAACUGAGAACGCCUCAGUUAAAAGCUCCAAUACAGCCUGAUCUAGAUUCAUCUAGUGAAUUAAAGGGGCAGCUAAAAAUCACGGACUUUUAUGACAGCAUAGUUCUCCAAAUCUCCGACAGAGAAUUAGGGAAAGUUGCAACUACUUCCCUGGACUGGUCCCUCCCUACCAAGGCUUACUCACACAAUGUAAGGAGUGUAUCAGAUAUCCCGGACUUAGCCACGGAAAUUGAGAUAGCAGAGAGGUCAAAUUUAAAUCAACUAAAGUCUUCGACAGACUGUAAUAACAAAGGCUCAGCACUGACUUUUACUGAGUCCCUGUCUGGUAACUUUCCACAAGAUCCUACUCCCCAGCUGUUCGGCUCCCUCUUGGAAUCACAGAUCUCAGUAGGAAAAACAUCUGAGGUGUCCCCCCUUCUGUUAUCUACCCUGAUCGAUCCUUGGUAGAGGCCUCCAAUCAAGCGCCUCAGGUCGCCCCCCCCAGGGAUGAUAUUUUAUUAGGUGCGAUCUACAUGAUGGCAGAGGAUCUAGAGCAUAUUAAAACAUUUCUGAAUGAAUGUAACUCAUUACUAACAACUUUAGUUGCUCUAUCUCGUGACACUCAGACCCCGCGUCAGACUACUACACAGACCUAUACAUCAAAACAUUCUUCGGCCAAAAUGACAGCCCCCUCAAAACCUAAUCGGAAAAAGAAAAGGGGCCUGGCUUUCCACCAAAAAAAGACAAAAAACAUCAAAAAUAUCAAAACCCAAAACAUUUCUCACAAUAAUAAGAUGAAUUUUAAGAGACUAUUUAAGUUUCUGGAAAAUCCGACAAAGAAGGACAGCAAGAAACCCAUGCUUGGCUUAAAGACACCCCUAUAUAAGGGGCUUUCACCAAAACCCGAUGACGCUGGAAUAAAAUCUUUUACCUCUCCCUCGGUGAAGGAGAACCUGGAUAGUCUUGACACUCCAAGUCCAACACAGUGGCCUUUACAUCAGGACCCUUGGACGGAUGUCUUAGAGGGUGCAUAUCCUCUUCAAAACUCCUUAUCUUCCGUCCCACUGCAACGAUGGAAUCUUGUCCUUAAUAGAUCAAAACUGGUCUUUGAAAAUUACCCUAAGCCAAGGGGCUAUAUUCAUUCCUCUCAGAGGAAACUUCAUCUCCUUUCUAUCAUGAACAAGGCCAUGACAACUCCCUUAAAGAUCAGAGACAUCAUCCAGGUGGAAUAUCUUUAUUAUAACAACUUUAGAGCUAGGGCGGUGGUCUCUCUUCACCACAGAUCAACUAGGCGAUCAGCAAGAAGUGCCAUGGGUGGUACCAGCUCAAAAGCAACUGUAAGAAGUAACCUUGAAAGCCUAAAGGCUGCUAUGGAGCAAGGGAAUCUCUCAGAUCUGGCAAAUCAAAUCCAUCAUGAGUUGGAUUUAUUGGAAAACACCACGCUUGACAUCGCCAUCACAGGGGGGUCGGGUGCUGGCAAAUCAUCCAUAGUCAAUGCCCUUCGGGGCAUGAAAGAUGAAGAAGAGGGUUCAUCUCAGACUGGGGUGACACAGAGUACAAUGAAGCCCAUAGGAUAUCCACACCCCAUCUUCCCAAAAGUAACAAUGUGGGAUCUCCCAGGAAUUGGGACACCUCAGUUUAAAGCAAAAGAAUAUGUAAAAGAUAUGAAUUUUAACAAGUAUGAUUUCUUCAUCAUUGUUGCUGCAGAACGCUUCACUGAGAAUGAUGCCGACCUGGCCUGUGAGAUUCAAAAAAUGAACAAGAAUUUUUUCUAUGUUCGCACCAAAGUGGAUGUCAGCAUGGAUGCUGAAAGACGAAAAACAAACUUCAGUGAGGCCAAAACCCUCAAGGAGAUAAGGGAUUACUGCUUUGUUAAUUUGAAAAAGUUGGGUGAGUCUUCUCCAAGGGUUUUUCUAAUAUCUAGGUGGGAUUUGAACAUAUAUGAUUUCCCCCUCCUGCAGGACAAUUUGGAGAAUGAACUGAAUGAUCUCAAGAGGUAUGCAUUAAUUCUGGCCCUGCCAUCUUACUCAUCUGAAAUCCUGAAAAAGAAAAAGGCUCUGAUGGAGGUCUAUGCAUGGAAGCUAGCAAUUGUGCCUUGUUAUUUUGGAGCACAGCGUCUUCCACUCCUUUCUAUUAUUUGUAAUGUUUUCACCUUGUUGGAAGCAAUUAAACUUUUCCAGAAAGUCUUUGGCUUGGAUGAGGUGUCUCUCCGUAGACUUGCAAACUGGGUCGGCAAGCCUAUUGAUAUGUUGAGGUCAACUAUCAAAAACACCCCAACGGAUAAUGAGACCACUACAGAAUGGUUAAUCAGCCUCUUCCCUGACAUCUUGUGUACAAUACCAUCAGUUAUAGAAGAGGCUUUAGGUUUUGACCCAAUGUCAAGAUCCCUAACUACUGAAGAAUAUUCUUUCUUAGCCACAUUAAUCUUGCUGAAGAAUGUUUUAGCAAGUGUUGAGGAAGAUGCUGCAAAUGUUUGGGCAAAAGCUGCUGAGUGCGAAAAGUCCCAAAGAAAGACCCAAGGCACCCAGCAAGGAGAGGGUGAGAUACCAAGGGAGCUGCUCCAUACCCUUGAAAGAGAGUCAGAGUCCACGACCAUGGCUAAGAUGAUGGAGAACAGCAAGAUAGCAGAUGUCCUGAGUACUCUGCUAGAAGCACCGGAUAAGAUCAAACUUGACAUUGCCAUCACAGGAAAGUCGGGUGCUGGCAAAUCUGCCCUGGUGAAUGCCCUUCGAGGUCUUAGCGAUGAUGAGGAAGGUGCUGCGAAAACUGGAGUACAACAGACCACUAUGGAAGUAGCAGCAUAUCAGCAUCCUAAACAUCCCAGUGUCACAAUAUGGGAUCUCCCAGGAAUUGGCACUCCUGAAUUCAAGGCUGCGACGUACCUCUGGCAGGUAAACUUUGAGCGCUAUGACUUCUUUAUUAUAGUCAGCUGGCGCCGUUUAUGCAGCAGUGAUAUCCUCCUGGCAAAAGGAAUUAAACAGCUGGGAAAGAAGUUUUACUUUGUGCACACUAAGAUUGACAUGGUACUGGAAGGUGUGAAGAGAGGACGGAGUCACUAUUUUGAUGAGGGGAGCGUGCUGCAAGAAAUCAGGGAUGCCUGCAUACAGAAACUCGAAGAAGAAAAGUUUGCUUCUCAAGAGGUUUUCCUCCUUUCCAGAUAUGAUCUCAAUAAGUAUGAUUUUCACCUUUUGGAGGAAACACUAGAAAAAGACCUCCCUGCCCACAAACAACGAGCUUUUGUAUUGGCCCUUCCAACCAUCUCCGCACAAAUCCUUCAGAAGAAAAAAAUGAUUCUGAAGAAACACGCGUGGGAAGUAGCCACUGCAUCCUGUGGUGUAACCGCAACCCCCACAGCAAGCCUCCCUUUUCCUUGUGACGUCUCCAUCCUCCUCCCCUCCAUGUUAAACUACUAUCAAGAGUUUGGCCUGGAUGACAAUUCUCUCUCCAGACUUGCUAGGCUGGUGGACCAACCUGAGGCUCAGCUCAAAGCGGAGAUGAAGUCCCCCCUGGCUUCGAUGUUGCCUAAUCAUGUAAGCAGGCUUCUGACUGAGGCACAGGGUGGGUUUUUCAGUAGAAUCGUUUCACAUUUAUUAUUGCCCAUUGGUUCCCCGGCAGCAGGAAGACUUGCUUUUACGACAACACUACGAAUGCUGGAAAGAUUUGUGGACAAUCUGGAGGACGAUGCUGAAAGGGUUCUUAACAGGGCUAUCAGGAGGAAAAGCACAUAGGCAAGGAUGGUUCUUCCUAUUAGGUUUGCGAAAACAUGGUUGUUUGAAGGAGAAUUAGAGGUGGUGGGAUGGAGGCUCCAUUCUGUAUACAUUUUUGGUUCUCUAAGGUUCUCAUUUUUCUGAAGUUCAGCUCUCUGCAUUUCUGCAACAGUUGGUGAUUUAAAAAAACAUGAAAAUUCACCAGCAUUUUAGUGCAAAUUUUUCCUAAUAAACAUUUUUCUAUACAGUUUUGUCAAAUAUACACAUUUUUGCAAGCAAUUUCCCCUAAUAUAAUGCAUCUUGUCAUUUUCACCAAUAUAUGCAUUUUAUGCAUGCUUUACCAUAGCAUAUGCAUUUUUGUACACCUUACUUUGCUGGAGAACUGCAUUACAAAAUUUGGAAAAGUGCAAAUUUCAGAGAUGGCUAUGUUUUACUUCAUGUAUUGUUUUGGAAAGUGCAUAUUUGGUAGAUUCCCCUUUAAAUGCAAACUGAAUUGAGCUUCUCAUCCCUAUGUAUAGAGCAAGGUUAGCCAAUGUGGUGCCCUCCAGAUGUUGUUGGACUCCAACUGUGACAACUCCAGCCAGGUUGGCCAAUGGUCAAGGAAGAUGGGAACCUCCCUCCCUGCACCAGCAGUGGCACUUGGGGAAUGGAGCACAGUGCAGAAGCAGCAUCCUGGUGGCAGAGAUGCUGUUUAUCAGAAUGGGGUGGGAAAAGGCAGCAGCAAGGUUGGGGAAGUUCCGGAUUGGUGGUGGUGGCCCUGCGGUUGAGCAUGCACCUGUGGGACCAUUGCUGCUGCCAACCUACAGAAGUUGCUGGACUCCAGCCCCCAACAACUGUAGCCAGCAUGGCCAUUGGUCAGGGAUAGUGGGAGGUUGAAUUCUACUCCAAAAAAUUUGGAAAGCGUAAGGAUGGGGAGAGUUGCUAAAUGCUAUCACCGUUUGACCUGCAAUCUUUUUGCAAAUGUAUGAAUAGGAUUUGCAAGUCUUGUGUUUCGCAGGUCCUACGGCAGCAGUGGGGAACUUCUGGCCUAAUGAGGCCUGGCAGGGGUCCUGAUUUGGCCCGUGAGGCCAUUUCCUCUGAAAGACAUCCACCUGAUAUCAUAUGCAUCUUGUACAAGGAGGGCAGAAAAGGACCUUGAUUCCUGACUUUCGCUGUGAAUCUUCUGCAACCAUAUAAGAUAUCAUCUAACUUCUUGUUGCAACACCUAGGGCUGGUAUGAAGAUAAUACCAUUUUGUUCUUUUAA
Molecule: messenger RNA, 5049 nt
Organism: Rhineura floridana
Lineage: Eukaryota; Metazoa; Chordata; Lepidosauria; Squamata; Rhineuridae
Exons: 4
Coding region: 632-3826 (1064 amino acids)
Cellular component (GO): membrane
Molecular function (GO): GTPase activity; GTP binding
Source: RefSeq, a predicted model, not a curated record